CAGGACUUUGCGUGAUUUGGGCUUAAUCGAGGGCGCACCAGGAUGGGUGACCAGCAGGAGUUCUGUCUGCGCUGGAAUGACUUCCACAGCAACUUCCACCUGUCCCUGGAGGCAUUGCGAGGGGAUGAGUCAUUCACGGAUGUGACGCUCUCCUGUGCCGGCCGCCUGAUGAAGGCACAUCGUGUCAUCCUUUCUGCCUGCUCUGUUCACUUCAAGGAGAUUUUGCGGGGCAUCCCGCCGCAGCAGCACCCGGUCAUCGUGCUGCCCACUGUUGACUUCGAGGUGAUGCAGGCCAUCAUGGAGUUCAUCUACCAGGGCCAGGUGAACGUUAAACAGUCGCAGCUGGGCGCCUUCCUGCAGGUGGCUGAGACCUUCUCCAUCCAAGGCCUGGCCGACGACGACACCAAGAAGAACUCACAGAAGACGGCCAGCCGACCGCGGACGGUCAACAUCAGCGUCAGCAUCAAGGCGGAGGGCAUGGCCGACACGAUGCACAAGCAAUGGCAACAAUAG
Molecule: messenger RNA, 513 nt
Organism: Pollicipes pollicipes
Lineage: Eukaryota; Metazoa; Arthropoda; Thecostraca; Pollicipedomorpha; Pollicipedidae
Product: longitudinals lacking protein-like
Exons: 6
Coding region: 43-513 (156 amino acids)
Biological process (GO): regulation of transcription by RNA polymerase II
Cellular component (GO): nucleus
Molecular function (GO): protein binding
Source: RefSeq, a predicted model, not a curated record